This is a messenger RNA of Penicillium pulvis, 324 nucleotides long. RefSeq lists its product as uncharacterized. Lineage: Eukaryota; Fungi; Ascomycota; Eurotiomycetes; Eurotiales; Aspergillaceae. The record is from RefSeq and is a predicted model, not a curated record. The transcript is spliced from 2 exons. Bases 83 to 274 code for a protein of 63 amino acids.
UCAACUCAAACAAUCCAGUCUACUCUACUCAAUCAACCCACUCAAUCAACCGAUCCCCGAUCAACCAAUCCAAUCAAUCAAAAUGCAGUUCACCACCAUCAUCAUUGCUACCCUGGCCGCUGUUGCCGCUGCCUCUCCCUACCCUGAUGCUUUCGAGAAGCGCACCUGUGUCGGCAACUACAAGGUUGCCUGCGAGAACGGUGGCGUCGCUUGCUGCGAUGGCUGGCAAUGUGUUGGCGCCACUGAGUGGAACGCCGGUGUCUGCAUCCCCUAAAUACUAGGCGUCGAAUGGAGUUGAUAUUUGUGCGGGCAUAAAUAGAAAAU